Aspergillus uvarum CBS 121591 is the source of this 1109-nucleotide messenger RNA. Its product is annotated as MFS general substrate transporter. The coding region runs from base 84 to 1019 and encodes 311 amino acids. The record is from RefSeq and is a predicted model, not a curated record. The transcript has a single exon. Gene Ontology annotation, biological process: transmembrane transport. NCBI's taxonomy places the organism in Eukaryota, Fungi, Ascomycota, Eurotiomycetes, Eurotiales, Aspergillaceae. Gene Ontology annotation, molecular function: transmembrane transporter activity.
GUGCAGCAAGUGUAAUCGCCUCCGGGAUUCUGGGUGACCUGUGGCGGAAAGAAGAACGAGGACUGUCCGUCAGUAUCUACACUAUGGUCACUUUGUUGGGACCGACCCUGGGCCCUCUGCUAGGCGGAUUUAUCACUCAAUACAGCUCCUGGCGCUGGACCUUCUGGAGUGUGAGCAUCGCCGAUGGCAUGUUUCAACUAAUCGCCACCUUCUUCUUUCAAGAGACCUACGCUCCGGUCCUGCUGGGACGCAAAGCAGCCCGACUACGCCAGGAGACAGGCAACACUUCCCUCCGCACCAAAUGGGAAGACGAUGACCUGAGUCUGCGUAAGAAGUUGCAGGUGGCCUGCACUCGGCCGUAUAUCCUGCUGGCCACGCAGCCUAUCUUCCAGGUGCUGACCCUGUACAUCUCCUACCUCUUCGGGCUGGUCUACCUGGCGCUGGCGACCUUUGCCGAGCUCUGGACCACCGAGUACCACCAGUCGAUCAGCAUCGCCGGCUUGAACUAUCUCGGGUUGGCCGUGGGGUACAUCAUUGGCACCCAAUCCUGCGCCAUGCUGAUUGGCAUCGUCUACCGCCGUUUGGUGGCGGGCAACAAUGGCACCGCCCAGCCCGAGUUCCGCCUGCCGCUGCUGCUGCCAGGGGCCCUGAUGGUCCCCGUCGGACUGCUAUGGUAUGGCUGGAGUGCGCAGCAUCAUUUGCAUUGGAUCAUGCCGGAUAUCGGCAUUGCGCUGUUUGCCAUUGGGGUCAAGUAUGGCACGCAGUGCACGCAGUUGUAUGCUUUGGAUGUGUAUCCGACUUAUGCUGCGUCGGCGAGUGCGGGGGCGCAGUCGUUGCGCUCGCUGGCGGGGUUCACUUUCCCGCUGUUUGCCCCGUAUCUCUACGACAAGCUGCACUACGGCUGGGGGAAUUCGGUGCUUGCGUUGGUCGGGUUCGUGAUCGGGGUGCCCGCCCCGAUUCUGUUGUGGAUCUACGGUCCAGCGUUGCGGAGGAGAAGCCAGUACGCCACCGGGGUGUAGAGUUGAGUAACAGAAUGAAAUCGAUACAUACAAUCAUAUAUAUACAUACAGUACAAUAGACGCACUAAUGCCAUAUCCUCCUGGUCGUCU